UCUGCUAGCUUACUUAAAUCAAAGCUGAGAACAGUUAAUGCCCAAGGGGAAGCUCGGAAUUUGUUGAAAUCCCUGACGCCAGCCACUGUUGUACUACCAGUUUUUUUUAAGUUUCUGUUGGGUUUAGAUCCUUUCCUUUGCAAUGAGUUUCAGAAUGUUAUUUAAUCCAACCCAUUUGGCAGUCUGGUUAGCAUAACUUUUUUUGCUGGUAGUGCCACUGCUCACUCCCGGGGGACCUGCAUUUUGUAAGAAACGUGUGGUGGUGGCACUGUUGUGUGCAGUUAGUUCUGGUGUCUGUCUUCUUGCAGCUGUGUAACUGAAUGGGAGCGAGUGUCGUCAGCAGCUGUGAGUCAGUAGGUAACUCCACUCCAGUGUUUCUCAGGCAGUGCUGCAGUGAAAGUGCAGCACACUGCUCCUCUCCAUUGUAACCUUUCCAUGGCUCUGCGUUAAGCACUACUUUCAGCACAUAUAAGUUACACCGGAACUACAGCCUGCUUUAGAUUCUCGCUAUCUCAUUCCUCACACUGGGGGGAUAUUUGUGCCGUUGUGAGGCGACCGUCGUGUUUUCUUCCAUAGCUGGAACAACUUUCUCCUCCUCCUGGGUGAAGCACGGCGCCGUAUCCCAAGUCAGUAGUGGAGUGCACGAAAAAGUGAGUUCAGAGCAGUCCGACGGCGGGAAUGGCUUCUUCUCCUUCAGGCGGCAGUAACGGGGGCACUGUGUUCGGCAGCCUGGAUUACUCAGCGGGGCUGGAGAUAAAAACUCGUUCCGUGGAGCAGACCCUUGUCCCACUGGUCUCUCAGAUCACAACUCUUAUAAAUCACAAAGACAAACCAAAGAGGUCAGAAAAAACUUUGCGUGCAAUCCAGAGGGUGGGACAAGCAGUUAAUCAGGCUGUUGGACGAUUUGUUACAGUUGGUGAAGCAAUAUCAAAGGAAAAUGAAGAAUUAAAGGAGGAAAUGAAUAUUGCAUGUAAUGAGGCAAAGCGAGCAGGUGAAAACAUUGCAGUGCUAACUGAUGUGAGCACCUUUGAUCAGCCUGAAUCUGAUGGCCGGUCAGGAGUAUUUGCAGACAAAACUGGAAUGAUAAAGGCUGCCAGACUGUUGCUGUCUUCAGUUACCAAAGUCUUAGUGCUGGCAGACAGAAUUGUUGUCAAACAGAUCAUAACCUCCAGAAACAAGGUUCUUGCAACUAUGGAGCAGCUGGAAAAAGUGAGCAGUUUUCAGGAGUUUGUGCAGAUAUUUAGUCAGUUUGGAAAUGAAAUGGUGGAAUUUGCACAUCUUACAGGAGAUCGGCAAAAUGAUCUCAAAGAUGAAAAGAAGAAAGCAAGGAUGGCAGCAGCUCGCGCAGUACUGGAGAAGUGUACGAUGAUGCUUCUCACAGCUUCAAAGACUUGCUUAAGGCAUCCUGACUGUGAAUCAGCUAGAAUAAAUAAGGAAGGAGUCUUUCACCGAAUGAGGUUGGCUCUGGAACAAGUGAUUGAGAUCGUUACUGAUGCAAGGCCAAAUGGAGAGGGAGAUAUGCCGCCAAUCAGCAUUUAUUCUGGGAUCCGGGAACUCAAAUGCAAGAUAGAAAGUUUGCGGGAGAAUCGCUACGGAUUGUGCAAAGAAACUCUUUCAGCUAUGUUGGAGCUGAUUCUGGAACACACUGAGGACUUUACAGACUCUGCUUAUACAAGUCACGAACACCGCGAGCGCAUUUUAGAACUUUCCAGCCAGGCAAGGCUAGAAUUGGAAUCACUCAUUUCUGUCUGGAUGCAGUUGCAAAGCUUUAAUAAUAAGGAAAUUGCAGAAGACAUGGAACUAGCCAUAAUUAGGAACUGCCAGUGCCUAAAUGAGUUAAGGAGAGAGCUCCACAUUGCAGCAAUGACUUUAUCAGCAGACCUUCUGAAGCUUCAUGCAGAUUGUGUAACCCUCAAAACGCUGAAAAUCGCUGGUGCUGAUGGAAACUUAGAAGCCGUCGCAGAACUCACUUGCAGACUAUCAGAGCAGAAGGAACAGCUGGUAGAGAUAUGUCGACUACUAAGGCAUGUUUCAGGAACUGAACCUCUAGAAAUCACAUGUAUUCAUGCUCAAGAUACAUUUCAAGUUAUCGGUCCACAGAUCAUUUCUGCAGCCCAGACUCUGGCCAUUCAUCCAUCUAGCAAGAUUGCUAAAGAAAACCUAGAUGUGUUCUGCGAGGCAUGGGAGUCUCAACUAAAUGACAUGUCAAUUCUUAUAAGAGAAAUUGGAGAUGUAUUUGAAGGAAGACGAGGAGAGAAGCGUACCUAUCUUUCACUGCCUAGACCAGGGAAACACAGUGUAAAUCUGAAAACAGUAAAACCCGUACAACUAGAUUCUGAGGAACAAGCAAAAGUUGCUAAAUUAGGCCUGGAACUCCGCCUUCUCACGUCUGAUGCAGAUUCAGAAACUGAAAAAUGGGAAGACCAGGAGAAUGAAAUAGUACGACAAGGACAGAGUAUGUCCAGCAUGGCAUAUUCGAUGUAUCUGUUUACUAGAGGUGAAGGUUUGCUGAAGACUACCCAGGAUUUAUUUCAUCAAGCAGAGAUUUUCGCUGAAGAGGGUUUGAGACUAUCUUCAUCCCUUCAUAUUUUCUCUAACCAGUUGGAAGAAGAGGACAAAACAAUCCUUCUUAAUGAGUUAGAAAAGCUUCCUGCCAUUUGUCAACAACUUCUUGUCACAGCUAAGUCACUGGUACAGGGCAAAUGUCCUACAUUCAUGAAGGUUGAUGCUUCCAUUCAGAAAACAAAAGUUGUAAUGAAUGUCCUCCUACAAAUUCUUCCUGUAUACUACAAGUUUAUGAGGAAGUACAAAUCAGGAAAAGUGAGCCUUGGAUCUCCACCAAGCUGGAGAGACAGAAGACUUCCAAAGGGUGUUAGUGAAGACAGCAUUGAUGGAAAAAAUGCAAAUUCCUUUGGAGUAAAAUCCUUAGAGCAGCAUAUGGCAAAUAUGACUUUUCUAGAAAGCAAAUGACUGCACUGCUUCAGAUGACAAUUAUUUGCAACAUGAGUGCUUCACCAUGGGUGACUUGGAGGUGGAGUCAGAAAUACUGCAGUCAAGUUUGAACAGAAUAUUUAUUUAUUUUUUCUGGUAAAUGCUGUGGUACUUUAAAGGAACAAUCAUACCAUCUUGUACUAGAUUGCUGUAAGGUUUUGCUGUAAGGUUUUAAUGUGAUACCAUCCGAAUUUUCCUUACUGUUCAUGUAACUCAUCGGAAACAUCUAUAUGAAAGUUUUGCUAACAGGAAAAAACCCAAAGAUGCUGCUCUGGAUGGAUUGCUCAGCACAGAAUUACAGUGUUUAAGGCAUUGUUUGUAAGCUGCUGUUGAAAUUUAAAAAUAUAUUGUAUUAUUUUAAUAUUAUGUGCCUCAAAGGCCUACAUUUUGUAUCAUAGUUAAGCAGUGCAGUGUCUGCCCUGUAGAGAGAGAAAAAUCUAAAGUAAAGAAAAUAGUUUAUCUAUUUUUUGAAAUGUUUCACUUUGCAGAGUGUUAAGGUAAUAUACAUGAACACAGAGCUGGGGGCACUUUGCUUACAAGAAUAUUUCUUUGCAAGACAAAGUAUUCUGUAUGGGACAUCUGAAACACACGUACCAUAUAUUAAUGAUAAACUUAACAUACUUCUUUAAAAGAAGGUUCUUAGUUUAACAAACAUGAUCAUUCUUCUUAAACAUUUCUUAUGCCUAUUAAGGCAAUACCAUAUUAAAAAAUGAAGUACAUAUAUCAAGGUUGUUGGUAUAGAUAAAUGUAAACAAAUUAGAACACUAGCAGAACCCAGGCAUCAUAGUCAGAAUAACUGGAUUUGCCUUCUUUUGCUGAAAUAAUUUGCUUUAAAGCUAGCAUCAGGAUUGCAUCUGAGACAUUUCACUUGCAUUUGUGUUCAUAUUUUUUCAUAUAUGCUAUGCAGGUAGCAAAUAACUGAUUUUGCAAACAUCUUGAUGCAUUUACAUUUUUGGCACUUUUCUGACAAAAACAAACCUGCAUUAAAUUACAGAACUUGUAUAUCUGAGGCUUGAGAUAAUGGUUCAGAUGGUCUGACUGUAGUUGAGAAUACAUACACAUAUUUGAAAUAAGUAGAUUCCUGAAAAUCCGGGUGUUAGUAUCUUAAAGUUAUCUUCCCCAGAAUGUUUUUGCAGCUGAAAUUAUAGCUUUUCUUUUAUAUUAGGCAUUUACUUUCUUGGCAUAGUAAGAAAGGUAUGUUGACUUAGCAUGACCUAAUUUAGAUAUAAAGCAGAUAUGCUGCACAGAUGUGAAUUUUUCACUCCUAAACCCACCAUCAAGGCAGUUGGAAAUCAAAACAGCAAGAGAAAAAUAAUCAGUUUAUAUAUGACACAAAAACCUGCAUAUUUUUUCAUUUAGCACAUUUGUGUUUUAAAGUUAUCUCCAAAUGGUCUGUGAGGACUGUAAACAGUGAUGUGCUGGCCUGCAAGAGGAGACAUUUUGAUUUGAUUUUACUUACUCUGAAGCAAAUUAAUACCCAUAAUACACUCUGGCUGCAGUAUAGAUAGUGCCCUGGCAUCUUUUUGUAGCUCCUUGUUACCAUCAACCCCAUUUUCCCACUUUUUUUAACCUCGAGUUAGGGUGCUGCAUGAACUGUAGUCCCCUCUCGAGUCAGAGCUGGAAGCAUUCUUCUACCUUCUUUGACAGUCAUGCCUGACCAUCACUGCAAGCCACCCCUCCCUUGGCUGAUGUCCUUGUUUCCUCUUGCCCUCUUCCUGUCUCUGAAAGUUCCUUUACCAAAUCAUCUGCUUUCCUGUACGUGACUUGAAGCACCUUAAUCUAUUUUGCUUGGCCUUCUCUUCAGUCUGAUGUCCUUAUUUGUUGAUCCGUCCCAUGUGUAUCCUACUACCCAUCACCUCAAGCUUCCACAGCUGUUCUUUCUUCAAUGCCCAGAGUAUCUGUGCCAUACACAGGCAGUAAUCACACCACUGAUUUGUACACCGUGCUUCUUUGGCAUUCUUCUGUCACACACUACCCCUAUCAGUUUCUGCCAGUUGUCUGCAGCCCCUCUGAUUUUAGCUCUGACCUCCCCAUUCAGACUUCCUGUCCUCAAACACACUUCCCAUAUAAUUGAAGCUGUUGAUCUGUUCCACUAUUUUCUCUUCUGUUCUCAGUUUUCAGCUUCUUUUAAUUUCCCCCUGUAUUUGCCAUGAUAGUUGUUUUGUCAGUUUCAUCCUGUGUGCCUUUAAUUUUGCAUUCCAGUCCCUUAUCAUUUACUAAAGUUUCUGUUUAUAAUCUGCUUGUAGUGCUACAUCAUCUGCAUACUAUUUAUACUUUUGUCAUUGGGUUCAUAUACACAGUCUGCACUAAUUCUACUAAUGUUUUGAGGACUUCAUUUCAUUGGAGAACUGUCUAAAUCAUUUUUCUUGGGACCUUGUCAUAUGCUUUCUUCAAGAAUAUUCAUUUGGACUCUUUCCUCACCUCCAUCUUCCUCUCCACUGCAACCAUUAGGUUGAUUGUAUUGCAUCUUGAUCUGAAUUGCUCAAUCCCAUCUUACUUUCUGCUACUCUGUGUUUUCAUCAUUCACCCUCUCCAACACAUUCAUGCUGUAAGUUUGAUACUCUGUAUUGCCUAAAGUUCCAAGUAUCCAUUUUGUUCUUGUGCACUGGCACUUGUUCUUCUUUCGGCUUUUCCCAGUUAGGGGUCGCCACAGCAGAACUCUAGUCCACUAAUUAUUGGCAGUAGUUUUUACUGUUCCGAGGUGCCAGAUCGAUGCCCAACCUUCAAUGAAGGCACGUCCAUUUACGCAUGUCUUUCGAACGCCACUAAGAGUGCAUAUUUUCCAGUCUUAUGGGAUAUGCCCCUCUCACUCCAUACGAUUACAACUAGCAUAACGAGACAUUUUUCCCUAAAUGCACCCAACAGCUUCAUAUGUGCCAUGACUUCAUUUGAGCCUGCUGCUUUCUUUUACUUCAUUUUCCUUAGAGCAUUUCUUACUACAUCUACAGUGGCUUUUCAUUCCUUUUUGAUUGUAAGCUUUGUGUGUGGCAGUACUGCUUGGGGCUUUCUUCUUGUCAAAAGUACUUAUACUCAUUUCAACUGCCCUUGAUAUCCUCUGGGCUGGUGAACAGAUUGCUGCUAGUGUCCAUAAUAAAUGGCAUCCCUCUUUAUCUUUCUGUCAUUGCUUAUACCUGAUGGAACAUCUUUGUGCCCCCUACUGAGACUAAGGCUCUGCCAGGCAGAACUGACCAAGGUAAAACAAACCCAACUGCAGUGAAAAAGUGUUAACAAAAUUAGUAGCAACUCCAGUAGAGUUAGGACUAGAUAUAGUACUUUUUUCUUCAAAACCUAUGCUGAAAGUGCAGAAUCUGCCACACAUUUCCUCUACUAGUAGUCAGUUUUGGACUGUCACAGGUUCUGAUUUCCUGGUUCUGGCACCAUUAUAUUCAAAAUGCUGUCUCUUUUUACUGUUUAAUAGCAAGAUGGAAAACUAGAACAUUUUAUCAAAGGUCCACUACUGUUGGUCUCUGACCUACUGGUAUAAAUACAAUACCAGAAAAGGUUGCCCUUGAAAUUGUUCCUUGUGUUAAAAUACACCUUUCGUAACUAUGCUGGACUUAGCUGCUUUCAAAGAAAAAAAUUAUUCUUUUUAUAGUCCUGAAUGCCUCUAAACUAUUUUAUGGUUCUUUCUUUUUCUAUCAGAUUUAGCAACUUCAGUCUAAAAUCUAUUUUUUUAAACUUAGUUACUUGGUUUAUCUUUCAAAACCUGUAUUUUACCUUCUAUUUCCACGUUGUCUGUAAUUGCAUCCUCACAUAUAAACUCCAAGACAUUGAGAACCAACUGAUUCAAUUUUUUUGCCACUGAGAUUGAAAAUCUUCCUGUCCUUAUCUUAAAUGCAUAUGUUAUACACUUUCAGCCCUUGAGGCGCCAUCUUCAAAUACACUGUAAACAUACAACAUUGUUGAUACUAGCUCCUGGCAUGUGUGACCAAUGUCUACAAACUACAAUUUCAGUUUUCAAGUUUAUAGAGUUCACAUUCACACCAGGAGGAAUAAAUGGAUCAGCAGUUGAGCUAGGCACUCUUUGGCACAUAGAGGUUUACAUCUCCAUAUUUAUAUAAACAUGUCUCCAUUCUGUAGCAUUACACCAACACUGCAUCAUACCCAAGAAAGUGCACAGCAAGACAGUGACAUAGCCAGCUUGAGGAACCUUAUGCCUUUCUUUAAUCUGGCACCUUUGCAACUUUAAUUUGAGGAGGAAAAAAAGGAAAAAAGAAAUAAAGAAGAACAAAAGGAGAGUAGAAAACUGCUUAUUACAAAUGUAAAAAGAGGUUUGCUACAGCUAGACAGCGUGAUGACACACACAGAGCACUCUGACCCUGACUGAAAAUGUAGUAUUGGCAUUCAUUCAUUCAUUUCUGAAUGCUACUGUUGCACUAGACCACAGACUGAGCUCUGCAGUGCUUCAAACCUGACUGCAAAUUCAGUAUUGGCAUUCAGAUGCUGUAUACCAGAACUGAUGAUUGUGCCUGCUGACAUCUUGCACCCCCUGGCAGCUACAUCACCCCCCCACACACACACACACACUUAGCAGUGCAUCUGCAGCAAGCUGCAAUUCCAAUAAUGUCCACAAAAAAUAUCAAGCACAAUUGACCAUAGUAAAACCUAUUGUUUGAUAACCCGAUAACUUGGUCUUUUAUAACCACAAAAAUUCUGAAUACAGUUUACAGGAGUGCGUAAUAAUCAAGAAACCUGGAGUAUAUCAGUGAUUAUAGCUGAGAAUGACUAGCAUUUUCAGGAGAAUUUUUUUUUUUUGAAUAAUGGAUUGAAAGAACAAAGGUCUUUGUUAGGUGGGAAACUUUCCUAUAAAUGGUCCUAUAUGCCUUAAUAGAAACUAAAAAUAGAUUUGGAAGUUGUCCUUGGUUGUUGUUGCAUUUAAAUUCAUUAACUGGAGUUGAACACUGAUACUUGUGGGACUUUUUCAGGCUCAGUCCACAGGGCACAGUAUUAAAGGAGAAAAUGUAUUUAUAGCUAUGGACACUGACAGUGUUUAUAAAGAGAGUAUAAUUUUGGUUAUAUAAUGGAAGUAAAACAAGGACAUUGUGAAAAAAUAGAAAAAAAUGUGUGUGUGUGUGUGUGUGUGUGUGU
Protopterus annectens (West African lungfish) is the source of this 8079-nucleotide messenger RNA. It is a transcript of the gene CTNNAL1, whose product is annotated as catenin alpha like 1. Gene Ontology annotation, molecular function: actin filament binding; cadherin binding. The record is from RefSeq and is a predicted model, not a curated record. NCBI's taxonomy places the organism in Eukaryota, Metazoa, Chordata, Ceratodontiformes, Protopteridae. The transcript is spliced from 19 exons. Gene Ontology annotation, biological process: cell adhesion; Rho protein signal transduction. Bases 679 to 2970 code for a protein of 763 amino acids.